Messenger RNA from Dermatophagoides farinae (American house dust mite), 915 nucleotides. RefSeq names its product ribosomal protein L6 (gene RpL6). Lineage: Eukaryota; Metazoa; Arthropoda; Arachnida; Sarcoptiformes; Pyroglyphidae. Gene Ontology annotation, molecular function: structural constituent of ribosome; RNA binding. Gene Ontology annotation, cellular component: cytosolic large ribosomal subunit; ribosome. The record is from RefSeq and is a predicted model, not a curated record. Gene Ontology annotation, biological process: ribosomal large subunit assembly; cytoplasmic translation.
UUGUCGUGUGCUGCUGUUGAGUCAAAUUGAUUUAUUUGUGGUGUAAAUUCUAUCAAAAAAUGGCUCCACCAAAACCAAAAGCAUCUCCAGCAAAAGUUUCUUCUGAUGGUGUAAAGCAAAGUAAAUUGCCACGAAAUGUUCAAAAAUUGGUUUCUCAUCGAACUACUCGUCAUUUGUGGUCUAAAUUGAAGCGAACAGCCGCAAAGAAAAAGGUCCCAGCCGAUAAGUUGCUCCAAAAACGACCGAAAUUUGUUGUCAAAAAAAUCGGCGGUGAAAAAAACGGUGGUGAACGACGUGUGUUACAAAAACGAACCCGCCGUUAUUAUCCUACCGAACCUGUAUUCAAGAAACGCCGAUCUGGACAUGUUUCAUUCAAGUCUCAUAAACGUACCUUGAAACCAGGUUUGGAACCCGGACGAGUUUUAAUCGUAUUGGCUGGUCGUCAUCGUGGCAAACGAGUUGUUUUCCUUAAACAACUUGCUUCUGGUUUAUUGUUGGUCAAUGGUCCAUUCACGAUAAACAAAUGUCCUUUACGUCGUAUGCAUCAACAGUUUGUGAUUGUUACAUCGACCAAAUUGGAUAUAUCAUCGGUCAAAGUUCCCGAACACAUUAAUGAUCGAUAUUUCAAAGUUAAACGACAACAAAAAGAAAAGAAAGGCGAUGGUGCAAAUGUGUUUGCUCAGGAGAAACAGACCUGGAAACCUGAUGAACAACGUAAAGCCGACCAAAAAGAUAUGGACAAACAAAUGUUGGGAUUGAUUCGUAAACAUCCUGAAAAGAAAAUGUUAAUGUCUUAUUUAGGAUCCUAUUUUCAAUUGCGUAACCGAAUGUAUCCACAUAAGAUGAAAUUUUAAAGAAAAGGUUUUGAAAAAAAAUUUCUUUUUUUUUGGUAAAAAUAAAAAUAAUAAAUUGAAA